Molecule: messenger RNA, 348 nt
Organism: Fraxinus pennsylvanica
Lineage: Eukaryota; Viridiplantae; Streptophyta; Magnoliopsida; Lamiales; Oleaceae
Source: the annotation of a GenBank genome assembly
AUGCCAAGGCCAGAUUCAACUUCCAAACAAGGUUUGUUGCCAGGUUUCCGGCAGGAUCCUGCUGGAGCCAUGAAUUUUGCAGGAAAUUAUCCUCGGCCAUGGAAUUUGGAGCCUGCUGCUGAGCCUUUUGAACCUCCUCUCGGUGGGAAUUUUGUGGACGGCAAGAUAAUGAUGGCCCCUCAAUCCGUGUCCCUUCCACCACCGUCGCCAUCGCCACCUACACCUUCAACCCACUUAUCACAGCUUCAAAGAGGCAGGUUGUACUCUGGUGACGCUAGCCAUGAUGGUUCACCGGGCUUUGGGUGGCAGCACGAGAAAUGUGAUAGCUUUGGAAGUGGCCAAGAUUAG